Caenorhabditis remanei is the source of this 912-nucleotide messenger RNA. RefSeq lists its product as uncharacterized. Lineage: Eukaryota; Metazoa; Nematoda; Chromadorea; Rhabditida; Rhabditidae. The transcript has 3 exons. The record is from RefSeq and is a predicted model, not a curated record. Bases 1 to 912 code for a protein of 303 amino acids.
AUGCCGGAUGAGGAGAGAGUCAAAAGCCCUUACUUGGGAAUGUACUUCAUGGUUAGCGGAGGGGUUUAUCUGACACUCUACUCACUUUGUUUCCUCGCAAUGCUAACACGAGACCUCAUCCGCCAUCCUGCAUUCAAAUUGAUGGUUUGCUUGGCUAUCUUUGAUAUCCCAUCGGUUUUCAUUGACUCAAUGGCAACUGGAUACAUGGGAUUUAAUGGGAUCUAUUUCUGCGACUAUCCACGUCUCAUUAUCUUCCUUGGCGCCAAUGGUUUCGGUCUUUGGUUAGGUUGCUCUCUUUCUUGUAUCUCGCUCGCGGUGUGUCGGAUAAGUGAGCUGAACUCGAAUAUCAAGAUCCGUUGGAUUUUCAAGAGCCCCUACAUAUAUUUUCUUAUGAUCGCAUGUUUUCUAGCAGCAUUUUAUGGAGUGUUCUGGACAAAGCCACUCGUCUUCCGUCCUGAAUACAUGUCAUGGUUUUUCGACCCGGGCACCGGACUAGAUCCACAUUUCUACUACAAUUUGAAUCAACCAAUAAACAAUAUAAUAUUAACCAUUAUCACCCUAACACUUUACACCUAUCUUGUAUCAAUUCUGAUAAGAGAAGGAAGACAGAUCGGAUCGAAUCUCUUUUCCAAAACACAACGCCUAGUUGUUCUUCAAGCAGCUAUCAUUUGUUUCUUUCAUUCCAUUGGUUCUAUGAUUUAUGUCUACAUGCAAUUCUUCUAUUCCCCGGAAUGGCUCAUUGUCGCUGCUCAGAUGUGCUGGCAGAUUUGUACAGGAUCCGUCAGUAUAAUUUAUUUGUCUCUCAACCAGGCCAUUCGAUCGUCAGUUCGCCAGAUAAUUUGCCCGAAGAAGUUUCAACAAACAAAUCAAGUUUCCUACAUCUCGGAUCCUAACCAGAAUAGUAAUAUUUGA